This is a messenger RNA of Emiliania huxleyi CCMP1516, 747 nucleotides long. RefSeq lists its product as hypothetical. The coding region runs from base 1 to 747 and encodes 248 amino acids. The transcript is spliced from 2 exons. Lineage: Eukaryota; Haptophyta; Isochrysidales; Noelaerhabdaceae. The record is from RefSeq and is a predicted model, not a curated record.
AUGCUCCAUCGACGCGGUGCAGGCGGCCCCAAGCCAAAGGGGUGGACACGUGCCGCCAAGAACGCCUUCCUAAUCCACUUUGGUGUGCGCACGGGCGGUACUCCAGUGGACGCCACUGCCGACGGCGCCGCCGCCGAACCGCCCGCCGCCGACCCUCCCACCGAGGAGGUCGACGGAGCUGCAGACCCAGCGAUGCAGUCCGAGGCCGCCGCUCCGGCGGCAGAGGCUGACGUCCCGAUGGCGCAAGCGCUGAGCGAUGCCGAGCUUUCAUCAGAUCACGAGCACGAGGAGCAGCCGCUGCUCCAUGAGCAGCGGCUUGCGACAGUCAACCAGGAGCAGGCACGGCUUGAGGCGCUGCGUUGGACCGAGGAAGAGGUGGCUUUGUGGGAGUUCGAGGAGGAGCGUGCGGGCUACAUGGAGGAGACCUCGUGCGACGAGUCCGAGGACGAGGACGAGGACGAGGGCGACGGCGAGGCACCCGCACCCGCACCCGCACCCGCACCCGCACAUGCACAUGCACCCGCGCAGCGUGCAGGGAAGCGUAAGGCUGCACCGCCUCGAGCACCGCCGACGCGCCCGCCAGACAGCAGUGAUGACGAUGGCCCAUCAUUGCAUGCGCCAGCACCGGCGCGGGCAGGGCGGGGGGCCAAGCCGGCAGCCAAGGGGUCCGCACGGCGCAAGCCGCCAGCAGCCAAGCCAGCAGCCAAGGCAGUAGCGGCCAUGUCGAAGCGUCAGCGACGGAAGUGA